AUGAGACUGGCAACUAUAAGAUCUGCGCUACUUUCGUCGCUCUUUGCAUCGCAGGCACUGGCCGAGGUCAUACCGGUGGCGGACAACCGCCACGACGGUGACGACACGGGCUCCAAGUACGUGAAGCUCUCCUUCGAUAAGCUUUACGGGGACUCGCUGGACACUGCUGGCAGCGAUAAAACCCCAGAAGUUCGGCUACUCAAGAGAGACGAUGGCUACGAGGAAAUUAUAAUAACGAACCAGAAAAGUUUCUACUCGGUGGAAUUGGAGGUGGGGACACCAGCCCAGAAUAUCACAGUUCUAGUGGACACGGGUUCUUCCGAUCUAUGGAUCAUGGGUUCUAGCAACCCGUACUGUUCGUCAAGCAGCAGCGACAGUAGCAAGCGCGUCGUCAUGAAACGGGAUAUUUCUUCGAGCAGCGGCGGUUUGCUUGAUGGUAUCAACCCAUUUGGCUGGCUUACAGAAACAGGAAGCGCCACAGCCACGGGCUCUGCAGGAGGUGCCGGAGGAGGUUCUGGAGGAGGUUCUGGAGGAGGUUCCGGAGGAGGUUCUGGAGGAGGUUCCGGAGGAGGUUCUGGAGGAGGUUCCGGAGGUUCCGGAGGUUCCGGAGGAAGCACUGGAGGAGGUGGUGGCGGAGGAAGCACUGGAGGAGGUGGUGGCGGAGGAAGCACUGGAGGAGGUGGUGGCGGAGGAAGCACUGGAGGAGGUGGUGGUGGAGGAAGCACUAGAGGAGGUGGUGGUGGAGGAAGCACCGGAGGUGGUGGUGGAGGAAGCACCGGAGGAGGUGGUGGAGGAGGCUUUGCAACGGCAACUCAAUCAGUACCCGCUUCAGAAGCCACCAUGGACUGUAAGGAGUACGGGACUUUUACCACUUCGGAUUCCUCCACGUUUAAAUCAAACAACUCUGAUUUCGAAAUCAGUUACGGUGACGGCACUUUUGCCUCUGGUGUUUUUGGUACUGACGUUUUGAAUUUGAGCGACCUGAACGUCACCGGGUUGUCGUUUGCAGUUGCUAAUGAAACAAACUCGUCAAUGGGUGUGUUAGGUAUUGGUUUGCCUGCAUUGGAAGUCACUUAUUCCGGUUCUUCCGCUUCUUCUGGCGGGAAAUCGUAUAAGUAUGACAAUUUCCCCAUCGUAUUGAAAAAUUCUGGUGCUAUCAAAUCCAACUCCUACUCUUUGUAUUUGAAUGAUCUCGAUGCUAAACAUGGCACCAUUUUGUUCGGAGGUGUUGACCAUAAUAAGUAUUCCGGCACUCUGUACACCGUUCCCCUGGUAAACACUUUCAGAGGGUUUAGCUCCCCCAUCCAAUUUGAAGUUACUCUAAAUGGUCUUGGGACCCUUGAAUCCAACGGUGACAAAAAAACUCUAACUACCACCAAAAUACCGGCCUUGUUGGAUUCCGGUACCACUUUAACCUAUUUGCCCGAGGAAAUGGUAGAUCUGAUCGCGGAAGAAGUAGGGGCCCAAUACUCUUCCAGAGUAGGAUAUUAUGUAAUGAAAUGCCCAUCGUCUAAUAAUAGCACUCAAAUCGUGUUCGAUUUUGGUGGCUUUCACAUCAAUGCCGCGCUGUCUAGUUUUAUCUUGAGCACAACGGGCAGUACCUGUAUUUUGGGUAUUCUUCCAACAAGUGAUAGUAGUUCUAUCCUUGGUGAUUCAUUUUUGACUAACGCAUACGUGGUUUAUGAUUUAGACAAUCUAGAAGUUUCCAUGGCACAGGCCAAAUACAAUGUCACAAGUGAGGAUAUCGACAUCAUUUCAACUUCUGUUCCAAAUGCCGUUAAGGCGCCAGGCUACACAAAUACUUGGUCUACAAGUGCAUCUAUCGUUACUGGCGGUAACAUAUUUACCAUAGAUUCUUCAGCAACUGCUUCGUACAGUGGUAACGUGACAUCAAGUACUGCAUCCGCCACUUCUACUACAUCCAGUAAGAGGAACGGUGGUGAUCGUACUGUGCCAUCUCUACUUUUCACGCUGAUCUCUCUUAUUUCUGCAUUCAUUUGA
Saccharomyces eubayanus is the source of this 2001-nucleotide messenger RNA. RefSeq names its product aspartyl protease (gene YPS1). NCBI's taxonomy places the organism in Eukaryota, Fungi, Ascomycota, Saccharomycetes, Saccharomycetales, Saccharomycetaceae. The coding region runs from base 1 to 2001 and encodes 666 amino acids. The record is from RefSeq and is a predicted model, not a curated record. The transcript has a single exon. Gene Ontology annotation, biological process: proteolysis. Gene Ontology annotation, molecular function: aspartic-type endopeptidase activity.